Molecule: messenger RNA, 1275 nt
Organism: Arxiozyma heterogenica
Lineage: Eukaryota; Fungi; Ascomycota; Saccharomycetes; Saccharomycetales; Saccharomycetaceae
Gene: ZRT2
Product: low-affinity Zn(2+) transporter ZRT2
Exons: 1
Coding region: 1-1275 (424 amino acids)
Biological process (GO): zinc ion import across plasma membrane
Cellular component (GO): plasma membrane
Molecular function (GO): low-affinity zinc ion transmembrane transporter activity
Source: RefSeq, a predicted model, not a curated record
AUGUCUUCGUCAUUACAUUCCUUACUGCCUAGAGACGGGUCUACCGAUUCACCGCCUCUAUGUUCUACUUCUAAUAGUUAUAAUGGUCAUAAUGGAUUGAGAAUUCUUUCUAUAUUUAUUAUACUUAUAUCGUCUGCACUCGGGGCCUUUUUCCCAAUUCUCUCAUCUCGAUAUUCUUUUAUUAGGUUGCCAGAUUGGUGUUUCUUUAUAGGUAAAUUCUUUGGGUCCGGUGUUAUUAUUGCAACUGCAUUUAUUCAUUUGUUACAACCAGCUAGCGAAGCUUUAGGAGAUGAUUGUUUAGGAGGUACGUUUGUCGAAUAUCCAUGGGCCUUUGGGAUAUGUUUAAUGUCAUUAUUUGCACUAUUUUUAACUGAAAUUAUUUCACAUUAUUUUGUCUCAAACUCAUUUGGUGAUAAUCAUGAACACGGUUCUGGGCAUUCACAUUCUCAUACACAUUCACAUGAUUCAGAUCAUGAUAAUAUAAAAGAAACUUGUCAUCUUCAUUCUGAUGGAUUUUUUGAUGAUGAGUUGAAAGAUGAGGAAGGAGAUAUAUCAUCUCAUAUCGAUUCUGAACUGUCGACAAGUAAUAUCCAAGAUAUGUAUAUCAAGGAGUUUAAAUUAAGGAAUGAUUUAGAAGAUAGUCCACAGAAUUCAAACAUAGUGUCCAAUAGCAACAUAUUAAAGCCAUCUCCAUUAAGUAAAAAUCGUUAUUCAUAUGAAAUAACACAUCAAGAUUUCUCUAAGAUAAGUAUACCAGUAGAAGAAAAAAAUAAAGAAGAAUAUUUGAAUCAAAUUGUUGCAGUGACUAUUUUAGAAGCAGGUGUUUUGUUUCAUUCUGUUUUUGUUGGUUUGUCAUUAUCAGUCUCAGGUGAAGAAUUCGAAACUUUAUUUAUUGUUUUGACAUUUCAUCAAAUGUUUGAAGGUUUAGGGUUAGGUACUCGUAUAGCAGAAACAAACUGGCCUCAUUCCAAACGCGCUACUCCUUGGUUGAUGGCGUUAGCCUUUUCUCUUACAUGUCCUAUCGCAGUCGCAAUUGGUAUUGGUGUGAGAAAUUCGUGGGUUCCAGGUUCUAGAAGAGCACUAAUAGCAAAUGGUGUCUUUGAUUCUAUAUCAUCUGGAAUUUUGAUAUAUACUGGUCUAGUAGAAUUAAUGGCACAUGAGUUCUUAUUUACUAAUCAAUUUAAAGGACCAGGUGGAUUAAAAAGAAUGUUAGCAGCUUAUAUAGUUAUGAGUCUUGGUGCUGGUCUAAUGGCAUUACUAGGUAAGUGGGCAUAA